UCGUACACACCUGGAAGUAAAGAACAGAGGGCAGAUUCAGCCGACAGGUGGAGGAAACUUUGCAAAUACUUUCUGUUAGACAAAGAGCGGGCAUAUUUGUGCAUUGAUGAGGAGAUGGAACUGCCUUUUUGGAGGGUGUUUUUCAACCAUACGCCUGUUGGAAUUGCCGUUGUCUCACAGCUCUGAACAGAGGAGUCAUCUAAAGAAGCUCUGCAGCUGUUUUUCCAGAAGACGGAGGUGAUGGAGUUGAAGCCUUCUCUGCUCUUAGAUUGGCAACGUUUUUAUUUUGGUCAUCAAUAAAAGAAAAAGAAAAAAAAAAGACACCAUCUUUAUCUGCUUGAGGAAUUCCGGCCUGUCAGCUAUUUUGGUUCCUGUCUUGCUUUCACUACUUUGUGAAAGGAGACGUAGAAAGGAAGGAAGGGGAGAGCGUAUGAGCACGACGCAGAGGAGGGGAGACAGACACAUACAGCGUCAACGUCUCGACCAGUGUCAGUUGUUUUCAGGAGCAGCUGAGGAGAGAACAAGCGACUCUUCCCAAAUCGCUCUUCUUCUCUUUAGUCCCAGAAAAAGUGAGGAGACGCCAUGGUUCGGUGGUUCCACAGAGACAUCACAGGCCUGCAGGCUGAGGAAAUACUGAAGCUGCGAGGCAUUGACGGAAGCUUUUUAGCUCGACCCAGCAAGAAAAACGUUGGAGAUUUCUCCCUGUCUGUCAGGGUGGGUGAUCAAGUGACCCACAUCCGCAUCCAGAACACAGGUGACUACUAUGACCUGUACGGAGGGGAGAAAUUUGCCACCCUGUCUGAGCUGGUGGACUACUACACAUCCGAUAGUGGGACCCUGCAGGACAAGGACGGCACCCUUAUCCAGCUUAAAUAUCCCCUAAACUGCUCGGACCCAACCACUGAGAGGUGGUACCACGGUCACCUGUCCGGCCCGAAUGCAGAGAAGCUGCUCACUGUGCGAGAUGAGCCCGGGACCUUCCUGGUCAGGGAGUCGCUGUCCAAGCCUGGAGAUUUUGUGCUCUCCGCCUUGACAGAUGAAAUAUCUAAAAGCGGGACAAAAAGGGUCUCCCACAUCAAGAUAAUGUGUCAGAAUGACAGGUACACAGUGGGGGGCUCGGAAACGUUCGACACUCUGACAGAUUUAGUGGACUACUACAAACGCAAAGGAAUCGAGGAGGUUUCUGGAAACUGGGUUUAUCUCAAGCAGCCGUAUUACUCUACCAGGGUAAACGCAGCAGAUAUCGACAGCAGAGUAAGGCAGCUGGACCAGACCCCACAGGAGCAGCUGGAGGAAGAAGGCCAGAAGAGCAAGGCGGGCUUCUGGGAGGAAUUUGACGCUCUUCAGAAGUUGGAAGCCAAAGUGAAAAAGAGCAGAGAGGAAGGCCAAAGACCAGAAAAUAAGAGCAAAAACAGAUACAAGAACAUUCUUCCCUUUAACGACACGAGAGUCAUCCUGCAGGACACUGAUCCCAACGUUGUCGGCUCUGAUUACAUCAAUGCCAACUAUGUAAAAAACAAACUGCAGGAGUUAGGAGAUCAGAAGGUUUACAUCGCCACCCAGGGAUGCCUAGCCACAACUGUCAAUGAUUUUUGGCAGAUGGUAUGGCAGGAGAACACGCGCGUGAUCGUCAUGACGACCAGAGAGGUGGAGAAAGGACGGAAUAAAUGUGUGCCGUAUUGGCCGGAGCUGCAUAGUUCAAAGGAGGUGGGCCCUUACAUAGUGACCUGUGACACGGAGAGAGAAGCUGUUGACUACAAAGUCAGGGUUUUGGAGAUUUCACCUAUGGCAAAGCCACAACUGUCACGUACUAUCUGGCACUAUCAGUACCUCAGUUGGCCUGAUCACGGAGUCCCUCAGGAGCCCGGUGGAGUCCUUAGCUUUCUGAUUCAAGUCAACGGCAAGCAGGCUGAAUACCCUGAAGCUGGGCCCAUAAUUGUUCAUUGCAGUGCUGGAAUCGGCCGGACGGGAACAAUCCUGGUUAUUGACAUGAUUAUUGACACCAUUGACACCCUAGGUCUGGAUUGUGAUAUUGACAUCCCAAAGUACAUACAGAUGGUUCGAGAGCAGCGCUCUGGUAUGGUGCAAACCGAGGCCCAGUACAAAUUCAUCUACCUGGCCGUAUCUGAAUACAUACAGACCACCAAAACCAAGGACUGUGCCUACAUGGAGACUGACACAGAGUACGGAAAUUUGCAGCUCAAACACCAGCCAGCGAGCAGAAAGGUGUCAAAAAACAAGGAGGAUGUUUAUGAAAACCUGUCAAAAGCAAAGAAAGAAGGGAAAAAGGCAAAGCCUGACAAGAAAAGUGGAUCGGUGAAGAAAAGAUAGAAAAAAAUUGGAGAGCCUUCAUUGUUAUAUUUAUGCUGUUUUUUUAAAGUACGUUUUUCAGUAAAAAAUGCAAAUCAACGAAAUUUUAAAGAUGGGAAAAAACGUUUUGACAUUUUAAAAUGUAUUAAUGUGAUUGUCAAAAUAUAAAAAAGUGUGUGUAAACAACUUUUUACUUCUUGUGACUAACUGCGACAAUCUCUUCAAAUCCAAUCUUAAACUUUUUCAAGCAGUUGUUUUAUUUUCAAUUCUUAAUGUAAUUUUUUUGUACUCGAUAAGACUAUUUAACUCCCAAUAAAGCUUAAAUAAUA
Molecule: messenger RNA, 2639 nt
Organism: Oryzias latipes (Japanese medaka)
Lineage: Eukaryota; Metazoa; Chordata; Actinopteri; Beloniformes; Adrianichthyidae
Gene: ptpn6
Product: protein tyrosine phosphatase non-receptor type 6
Biological process (GO): cell differentiation; intracellular signal transduction; mitotic cell cycle
Cellular component (GO): cytoplasm
Molecular function (GO): phosphotyrosine residue binding; non-membrane spanning protein tyrosine phosphatase activity
Source: RefSeq, a predicted model, not a curated record